AUGGACAAUGACCCGCAUCCACGGGCCAGGCCCUACAAGACCAGGCUGAAGGUCCGGCGCGCCUGCGAAACUUGCCGUUCAAAGAAGGCCAAGUGUGAUGGCAUGCGUCCGGGAUGCGGCAGACCUCCUAUGCCAGGAAGGAACGGUAUCUCCGCCCCUGUAGCACACACCGAGCUCAGCUCUCAAGGCCAUCGCCUCGCACCUUCAGCUCACUAUUCCCCCAACACCCCAUCCGACUCGGCUGGAACGCCCUCGAACAAUGGGGAGUCGUUAGCCGAGGCUGGUGAUACGGAACAAGGCCCAGGUGAAGGGCGCGACUCCGAUCCUGACCAGAACCGAACAUACUACAAUGCACAUGGCCGCUUCGCAGGUCAAGUCGUCGCCGCCAUUGAUCCUGCUGCAAGCUCGCAUAAAGUCCCCUUUGUUGACGCGCCGCUAUUCGAGAACCUCAUUCUAGAUUCCUCACCUCACUCUUUUCGCUCCUAUUUCGUCGCCGAGUUACCACCGCGCGGCUACGCGGAUCAUUUGGUUCAUAUAUACUGGCGAUUUGUUGAGCCGGUUGAGCCAAUCUUGGAUUACCAGCGGUUCGUUGAGAAUUACGAGAAGAUAUACUCGGCAUCAGGGGGACCACCAUGUACGCGUUCCGACCUCUGGUUGUGCAUUCUUAAUGCCGUCUUUGCGCUGGCGGUGCAGCGACAAGAACAUAUCCCGCCGCAGCAACGAAACGAGCAGGCGAACCGUUUCUUCUUGCGCGCGUGGACGCUGCUUCCAGCUGACUUACUGUGGAUGCCAGCCUCGCUUGAGCUGCUGCAGAGCCUGAUAUUGAUCAAUCGAUACCUUCAUUGCACAGAUAACCAGCAGAAGACGUGGAUGAGUGCGGGCGUGGCGAUUCGCAUGGCGCAGACUAUGUGCGGCAGUCGCGGUGAAAGAAGAGACGAGGCCCUGAAGCUGAAAGUCUGGGCGAGUUGCGUCGCUCUUGAUCGUUGUACUUCCUGGUCUCUGGGGAAAUCAUCGACCCUAGUUCCCAUUCUAUUACCACUAAGCGGCAGCCAGCGAAGGGGUGCCAGCGCAGAGGGAGACUCGUGGGGACUGAGACUCUAUGAAAUCGGUAACCAGAUCCAACUCGCGCAGUUACGAACCCGGAGUGCACCCGCAUCGAAAUCGCGCCAGCUAGGUUCGCAGUCACAGCAAGAAGAUUAUUGCAACGCGGCCUUACAGCUCGACGCAUCAUUGCAGCAAUGGGAGGCCAGUCUUCCCCUCGAGUGGCAGGCAAAGAAUCUCAAGAUGGUUAUUGACAGACCAUCUCGCGCCGAGGGAUAUCUCCUCCAUCUGCGAUACCUCCACCACCGCGUCUUUCUCUACAGACCCAUGCUUGCGCGUAUCUACUCCAUGACUUCCAAUUCCAAUGCCUCCUUGUCACGACCAAGUCUCAGCCACCGUGUCCUCCUGAGCGCCGCAACGAUGUGCCUCGAAGCCGCCCAACACAUCGUCACGCUCGUCAUCGAAACCAUCGAACCAGAUCAGCAAAUCGGCCUGCUCCCCUGGUGGUACCGAUUGUACUACCUGCACAUCGCCGGAGCAAGUUUUCUCGCCGCCAUGAUACGUCCAGAGCUGUUCUCAGAUUCGGUUGCGGAAAGCUGGGAGGCUGUUCUACUUGCUCUGCGCGGGCAUCAGCAUCUUUGUACGUAUGCAACGCAGUGCGUACGAACCUUUGAGAGACUUGCCAGCAGAACAAGGGCACGGUGGGCGAUCCCUGUUAAUGGCAAUGUUGGUGCUAGUGCUAGCACCGGCGAGGCUGAAGGUGGUACUAGUGCGUGCAUCGGUGUGAGUACAGGAGCUUUAGCGGCUGGUGAGUCGCCGCCGGGGAUUUGCUUCGAUAAUCUUUUACAAGACAUUGAUUUUGGUCUCGACGGUUUUUUGUUUGGCACCGGAGAGUUCACAGAAGGCGUUUUUUAA
This is a messenger RNA of Aspergillus nidulans FGSC A4, 1956 nucleotides long. RefSeq names its product putative transcription factor. Gene Ontology annotation, molecular function: DNA-binding transcription factor activity, RNA polymerase II-specific; zinc ion binding; DNA binding. NCBI's taxonomy places the organism in Eukaryota, Fungi, Ascomycota, Eurotiomycetes, Eurotiales, Aspergillaceae. Gene Ontology annotation, biological process: regulation of transcription by RNA polymerase II; DNA-templated transcription; regulation of DNA-templated transcription. The record is from RefSeq and is a predicted model, not a curated record. The transcript is spliced from 4 exons. Bases 1 to 1956 code for a protein of 651 amino acids.